AUGCCUCCCGUAAUUCCUCAACCGACUCCAUUCGUUCCUGAUGUACCGACAUUCCUAUCCCUCAUCGGCCGCGAAAUGUCCAAACACGCCAGCAAAUUCACCUCUUGGGACAGUCUCUUCUCCCUUUCCUCCGCAGAACUACAAGAUCUCGGGAUUGAACCGGCCAGACAACGACGAUAUCUGCUUAGACAGCGCGAGAAAUUCAAGCAUGGCAUCUAUGGCCCUGGUGGAGAUUUGGAUGUUGUCGUUGACGGCGCAGCUCAGCUUCGUGUUGUUGAGGUGCCCGUCGGAUCUUCGACAAAACAGGGGGACGAAGUGAAUGGUACGUUGCCGAGUGCAUCCGCCACCCUGUCGCCGGGAAUGCGAAAGGUGCUUGUGAAUAUUGCCCCAGAUGCGGAGAAGUACGAAUACAAGCCGAGCGAUGUGAUCAAGAAGUAUGCGCAUAUGAAGAUUCACCGAGGAUCUACAGUGAAAGGACCAUAUGUUCAACCUUUGAAAGGCACGAAUGGCUCCGCGGUCUUGAUCAAAGCGACAGAGGGUAUGUGGGAGGACAGACGCGGUCACAAGGUGGAUGGUGGUGAGCGACGACGUGCUGAAGUCCGAGCGAAGAAGAGAAGUGCAGAGAGAAGGGCUGCUAAUGCGUAA
Molecule: messenger RNA, 645 nt
Organism: Talaromyces stipitatus ATCC 10500
Lineage: Eukaryota; Fungi; Ascomycota; Eurotiomycetes; Eurotiales; Trichocomaceae
Exons: 2
Coding region: 1-645 (214 amino acids)
Cellular component (GO): mitochondrion
Source: RefSeq, a predicted model, not a curated record